UGACCAUGCAAGCACAGAAAUCUGCUCCUGAUAGUAUGCAAUGCAAGGAUAAAUUCCUGAUUCAGCUAACGAUUGUGCCAUAUGGCACAACAGAAGCGGAGAUUACAUCUGGCAUGUUUGCAAAAGACAGUGAUAGAUAUAUUGAAGAGAGAAAGCUCUGGCAAGAACCAUCAAAUGACACUUCAAUCUCGAAAGAGAAAUUGCAGAGCAGAGUUGAACAUUUACCUCCUACCCAGAUGCUGGUAAAAAACGUUGCAGAUGCCAAGAUGACCACAAGCAUGGAAGAGCUUAUACUGCCUAAUGUCGUGGAAAAUGUGAAGUCUGUCCCCGCUGAGAACAAUAAGCUUAAAACUGACAACGAUGAAGAUUCAGCCAAACAA
Molecule: messenger RNA, 380 nt
Organism: Olea europaea var. sylvestris
Lineage: Eukaryota; Viridiplantae; Streptophyta; Magnoliopsida; Lamiales; Oleaceae
Product: vesicle-associated protein 1-1-like
Exons: 4
Biological process (GO): endoplasmic reticulum membrane organization
Cellular component (GO): endoplasmic reticulum membrane; plasma membrane
Source: RefSeq, a predicted model, not a curated record